This is a messenger RNA of Symbiodinium natans, 1554 nucleotides long. NCBI's taxonomy places the organism in Eukaryota, Dinophyceae, Suessiales, Symbiodiniaceae. The record is from the annotation of a GenBank genome assembly.
AUGUGGAAAGUCGCGAUCGCGGGGGCUCUCGCGCUUUUUUUGCAGGGAUGCGAAAAUUCAGUGUCAGUGUCGGACGCUGAUGCAGACCUGCCGACCACACAGGUGACAACAGUGGGCGACACUACGAGCACGUCGGAAACAAGUGCCACUACGUCCGUCGGUGCUGCGACGACAGUGACGACAGCGACGACAGUGACGACAGCGACGACAGUGACGACAGCGACGACAGUGACGACAGCGACGACAGCGACGACAGCGACGACCGGGGGCGAAACUACGAGCUCAGCACAAGACAUGGAAGACUCCACAACACCAAGCACUACGAGCACUACCACAAGCUCUACGGAGCCUCCUGUCCUUGUGUUGACGAUGCAGCCCUUGGCAGCCCAAGGAGAGAGACGGCGCCUCCAAAGCGAGGAGCUGCGCUCCAUAAUUGAGGAGAUUCACUUUUAUCCCAUUCGUGUGGUUCUGUACGGCACUCCCGGGUGCCGGGAUGUAUAUUCUUCUGGGAUUCCACUGAACAGCACUGAUGGAGAAGGCAGGUUCACCUUGAACAUGUUUGAUGAGGCCAUGGCAGCCAACAAGACCUUCGAUUUUGCUGACCCCGUUGAUGUGAAACGAUUCUCCAGCAAUGUCGAAUUGACGCAGGAGAAGAUUGGCACCUACACGGACGUUUACCUGCACAUGGCCCGGAUCAUGCAAUCCACAGUGAGCACGUACACCUGGGAUUGUAAGGGGAAGAAAUUCGGCUGGUUUUACUCCAAAAGCGGCGCCAACUACACAGUGCCCGAGGUUUACGUGGAUAGCCGAGAUGAUGUAAACAUUUACCAGGGCGAUGCAAAUUACACCGAAGCUCCGGCAGAGUUGAGCUACUUCAAUACGCGCGUCGAUGAUUAUCAUGCUCGGCUCUCGCCAGCCUUCGAAAUUACGCAGGCAAAUUUCGAUGCUCCUGACAACGAGAGCGAUUCCACGUCAUUGUAUCUCUCCAUUGCCUACGACUUUGAGAAUCUCUUCUCCUACUCCUGCGAGCCUGAUGGCACAACAACGCAGAAAGGUAACAGGAACAGCGCUGGCUACCUUAUUUCAGCGUUGUCGCCAGGUUUCAUGGCUAUGGUGAGGACAUCAAACCAAUUAGUCUACAAAGCGCGGUACAAGAUCGACCUUCCAGGGUGGACAAAGCCAAGUUCGGACAUCUACUGCGAUUGCUACUUCAUCGACUCCGAGUUCAUGAGCAGCGUGGGAGUUCCCAGUGCUACCGAAGUGAUAUCCCUGCCACGCGAGGGCGCGGAAGUUUCUUCAACAAGGGCCGACAACCGUUGGUCCCGGCGCUGGAACAUGAAAGGGACCGAUCCAACAGUCGUGGUGCUCCUACGUGACGCCUCAGCUGAAGGGACCUCAUACACUCCAUACAUCGAGUUCUAUCCACUGAGGCAGCUCGGUGAAACCGGCUUGCUUCACAUGAACUGGGCUCCUGAAGGCGAGGAGGAUUGGUAUAGCAACACGACGUGGUUUCAGACAUCCUAUUCCCUUCAGUCACUUACAACACUUGACUAG